This is a messenger RNA of Trichechus manatus latirostris (Florida manatee), 984 nucleotides long. Its product is annotated as olfactory receptor 11A1-like. Gene Ontology annotation, biological process: G protein-coupled receptor signaling pathway. Gene Ontology annotation, molecular function: olfactory receptor activity; G protein-coupled receptor activity. Gene Ontology annotation, cellular component: membrane. The transcript has a single exon. The record is from RefSeq and is a predicted model, not a curated record. NCBI's taxonomy places the organism in Eukaryota, Metazoa, Chordata, Mammalia, Sirenia, Trichechidae.
AUGUUUUGUCACUAUUUCUAGGGAAGCAGAGGCAUGGUGAUCCCCUCUUGGGAAAACCAAACAACCAUAGUGGAAUUUGUGCUUCGAGGAUUCUCUUCCAUCUGACAGCUAAAUAUUUCUCUCUUUGUGAUGUUUUUAGUUUUUUACAUCUUAACUGUCUCUGGAAACAUCUUCAUUGUCCUGUUAGUUUUAUUCAGCCAUCACCUCCACAUCCCCAUGUACUUCUUCUUGGUGAACCUGUCCUUUCUGGAGAUCUGGUAUGCCUCUAACAUCGUCCCCAAGAUGUUGCUGAUUAUUAUAGCCAAGCAGAAGACUAUCUCUGUGGCUGGCUGCCUGACACAGUUCUACUUCUUUGGAUCCUUGGCUGUAACAGAGUGUCUUUUGCUGGCUGUGAUGUCCUACGACUGCUACCUGGCCAUCUGCCAACCUCUCCGCUAUCCCAUCCUCAUGACUGGCCCCCUCUGUAUCAAGCUGGCUGCCAGUUUUUGGCUCUGCUGUUUCCUCCUCACAGCAAUCACAAUGGUCCUACUGUCUAGACUAACCUUCUGUAGACCCAGUGAAAUUGACCACUUCUUUUGUGACUUCACACCUCUGGUCCAUCUCUCUUGCAUGGACACCUCACUUACUGAGACAAUUGCCUUUGCCACCUCUUCUGCAGUGACUCUAGUCCCAUUUCUCCUCAUCAUAGCCUCCUAUUCUUUCAUCCUUGCUGUUAUUCUAAAAAUCCCAUCUGGCACAGGCCGGAGAAAGGCAUUCUCCACCUGCUCCUCCCACCUCACAGUGGUCACAGUAUUUUACGGGACACUGAUUGCCAUGUACCUGGUGCCCUCAGUGAACUCUUCACAACUCUUGAGCAAAGCGUUCUCUCCACUCUACACCAUCCUGACACCCAUGUUCAACCCAAUCAUUUACAGUCUGAGAAACAGAGAUAUCCAUGAAGCUCUGAAGAGGUGCUUGAGUAAGAAAUCAGGUUUCCUCAAAUGA